AUGCCACCUAGAUUUAGUCCCCAGUUUCUUGUUAAGCUGGAGAUGACAGAGAGUAAGCUUGAGAGGCUCUGGCAUGGAACACAGCCCUUACUGAAUCUCAAGGAGUUAGACCUAAGCCUUUCCAGGAAUCUGACUGCAUUUCCAGAUCUUUCAAAUGCUACAAAUCUUGAGAAAUUGAUCCUCCGAGAGUGCGAAAGCCUGGUGAUGAUACAUUCAUCGUCUCUUCAGAAUCUCCAUAAACUGAGGGAGUUGGAUAUGAGCCUCUGUAGAAGCCUUGAGGUUCUUCCGACGGACAUCAACUUGGAAUCUCUGACUAAGCUCAACCUCAAUGGAUGCUCACGGUGGAGAACAUUUCCAGAUAUCUCAAGGAACAUUAAGGAUCUCCUUCUGAAAAGCACAGCGAUAGAAGAAGUCCCUUCGUCGGUCCAAAAUAUCACCAGGCUUAAUACCCUUAUGAUGGGUGACUGCAAAGAGCUGAGAAAGAUCUCGCCAAGCAUCUCCAAGCUAAAACUCCUUCAAAUACUCGAAUUUUCAGGCUGCAAGAAUGUCGAAUGUUUCCCCACAGCAAUCUUCUAUGCCAAUCACUUAACACGUAACCUGAGACUGUUAUUGGAUAACACUGAAGAAGCGAGCUUGCCAACGUUUCAACCUACUUGCAACAUGCCAACUUUUGGUGGGGGUUUAGUCCUGAGCAAUAACGUUUUCGAGAGCAUUCCCAGUUUCGUCGGACAUAUUUACCAGUUGCGUAGCCUUCUUCUCUUUAGAUGUAAGAACCUCAAAUCGCUACCAAAUCUCCCACCUUCCCUCGAGUACCUAUACACGGAUGGUUGCGAGUCGCUUAGUAGAAUAUCUUCCUCCUUCAAAAACCCACAGAGCAUUCUUAGUUUCGUUGACUGCUCAAGCCUUGAUGAAGAAGCUGAAAAACUCAUCAUCCAGGAAACGAUCUGUAAGUACAGGUUCUUACCAGACAAAGAGGUGCCUCCAUACUUUACUCACCGAGUUACUGGAAGCUCCAUAACCAUUCCUUUAGACACCAGUCCUACUUCUGCAUUAUUGAGAUGCAAGGUUUGUCUUGUGCUUGCCGGGGAACCUAACCCUGAUAAUUGGACCUGGAAGAAGAGCCACAUAACUUGUCGUUUCAGGGGAAAACGCGACGGCAUUGUUCGUUUGUAUGGAUUGCGGGAUAUGUCUAAUCAUGUACUCGAAUCAGAUCAUUUGUGCGUUCUCGAUCUCUUUUUCCUGCUAGAUGAAGACAAGGACACCAAAGCAGUAUGUGAGGAAGUGUUUUUUGGGUUUAAAUGCAGUUCUCACGUGAUUAUACAAUGCGGUAUAGAGAUCUUGGAGUUUUAUUCGUCCCUGGAUGACUCGCUUUAUUAUCCCAAGGCAUGGACCUUCGAAGAUGAAGAAGACGAUGGGAACAAUGACAGUGAUGGAAGUUAUGAAUUUGGAGACAAAGAAGAGUCUGGAGAUAACUAUGGAGACUCAGACUGUGAAACCGAGAUCGAUGGAUCUAGAGGUGUAGAGCCUAUUGAUGAGGAAGACGGGAAAAGAUGCAACGUCGAAGAUGACAUUGAGAGUAGUGCAAAACGUAGGAAAGCCAAUUUAGACGAAGACAAAUGUAUAUCAUGUUAA
Molecule: messenger RNA, 1632 nt
Organism: Microthlaspi erraticum
Lineage: Eukaryota; Viridiplantae; Streptophyta; Magnoliopsida; Brassicales; Brassicaceae
Source: the annotation of a GenBank genome assembly